Molecule: messenger RNA, 1371 nt
Organism: Musa acuminata AAA Group (dessert banana)
Lineage: Eukaryota; Viridiplantae; Streptophyta; Magnoliopsida; Zingiberales; Musaceae
Exons: 2
Coding region: 197-1249 (350 amino acids)
Source: RefSeq, a predicted model, not a curated record
UGGCAAACGAGUAAUGAGGGUUCGAAAGGGUAUUAUUGGAAGAAGAAAAAGCGUGGAAGGUUCGAAAGCCUCUCGAGUCAAUCCCAAGUGAGCCCGGAAAGACACGGAGGAGUCCCAGUCGGACUGGUACGAGGAUUCAUCCUACACGUGGCCACAAGGUAGGGAUUUCUAUAUAAGCAGUUGCCUUCUCUUUCCCAUGCACGGUCGAUCCAGAGUUCGCCCGUGCCCUCUCGAUCGCCCUCUUCUCAUCUCCGCCAGACAGAGAGAACGAGAGAUGUGGCCGCUGGGGGAACCGCCGACCGAUAAGGAACUCGAGGUGGCUCGCAUUCUGUGCGAUCUCGAGGAACUCAUCCUCGAGGACGAAUUCCGCCGCAGCAACUUAUCCCUCGUCGCCGGUACGUCUAGCUGGGGCACCAAGAAGCCCCGCACUCUUCCUCCUACUCUUCCAAGUCUACCUUAUAAUGUUCCUCACCCUCCGCCUCCGACGGCCGACGAGGAGGGAGGAGACGUCUGCGGGGGCCCGCGCUCCGCCAGCCCCGUGACUCCAUUAUUGUUUUCUGGGGGCAACGGUGACAAAGACGAAGCCGGGCCGAGCGCGGUGGCGACCUCGGGUCACAGCAGGCAUAUUGUGGAAGACGACGCCGGGUCGAGCGCGGCACUCCCCUCACUUCCGGGGAAUCGUCCUGAGCACAACGACGGCGUGGCGACCUCGGGUCAGGGGAGGCAUACUGUGGUCGACGACGUCGGCCCGAGCGUGGCGCCGCCCUCGGUUCUGGGGAAUCGUUCCGAGCACGACGACGCGUUAGCGACCUCGCGACAGGAGACGCACACUGUGGACGGCGACGCCGGGUCGAGCGCGCCGCCGCCCUCGGUCCCUCGGAACCGUUCCGAGAACAACGACGCCGGGCCGAGAGGCGCGGCUCCCUUGCCUCGGGGGAAGCAGUUCAAGAACCCCAAGCGGUGGUGCAAGGAGGCGGCGGCUGCUCCUGCUCCUGCUCCUGAUCAUCACAUUAACCUGGACCUGGAGCUCCGCCUCUGCCAGCCAUCACCACCGGCACUCGUCCGCCAUCCGACGCUCGCCAGCGUCCGACCGCCGGAAGAGACGUCCGACGCGUUGCGGUGGGGAUGGGAGCUGCAAUUGCAGAUACAAAGCGAGGACAGGAAGGAGGCGUCGAGGUUGGCGAGGAAGCGGAGGAUGGAGAUACAGAGCGAGAAGAAGAUGCAGAAGAAAGCAAAGCGAUCCGACUGAAGCGAGGAGGUCGUGAUGAUCACUACGUUGCUUCCUCCUCCACAUGACGACUCCCUUUCUUUGGUUUCUUGUUGGAUUCCGACUAUAAAUUCGAGACUAUACGAAUGAAAUUGAAUUCAAAG